This is a messenger RNA of Colletotrichum lupini, 2277 nucleotides long. Its product is annotated as protein kinase domain-containing protein. Bases 1 to 2277 code for a protein of 758 amino acids. Lineage: Eukaryota; Fungi; Ascomycota; Sordariomycetes; Glomerellales; Glomerellaceae. Gene Ontology annotation, molecular function: ATP binding; protein serine/threonine kinase activity. The record is from RefSeq and is a predicted model, not a curated record. The transcript has 11 exons. Gene Ontology annotation, biological process: peptidyl-serine phosphorylation; peptidyl-threonine phosphorylation.
AUGGUUACCACUGAGCCUGGCGAGGGCGAAGUCUAUGUGAACUCUGUGUUCGUCCGGUUUUACGCAGUUCAUUAUGUCAACUGCGAGGUCAUGAGAUCAAGUGAUACCAACUUGGCAUUAUACUUGGCUAGAAUCAUUUAUCACUGCUCCCAGUUUUUGGAACUCAAGAUAUUGUUUUUGGACCCAUGCACGCAUAAAUCUGAUGACAGAGAUACAUAUCAGAUGCUUGGGGCAAAUUUUCUUUUCACUUCCUCUUUUCUCGACUGGCUUGGACAAAUCUCCAAAAUCAACAUGGAGGUAGUAUGCAGCCUGCAUAAGUCAUUCUCACAAAAAAUUGUUUUGUGCAAAUCCCGUUGGAGGCAGGCAGCUUACUGCAUACCCAUCUACCUAGUACUCACACAUUUAAAAGCCAAUAACCAAGCAUAUCUCAUCCUUGGGUGGCCACGACAAUCGCGGGGUAUUGAGAGGCGCACUUGGCGUUACGAGUUGAUCAAGACCGGCAAUGCACAUGUCGUCCUGGGCGAAGUCCGGUGCACUGGGCCACGGAGCUCGCCCGCGGAACCCUGUGCCAUGGAUUACAGCUCACGAGCGACGGUUGCGCUCCGAAUUCCUAUUCAGUUCUCAGCAAGUGAACGAGUGGUUACGAUGGCCCAUUCCCCCAAUCUUGUUGAAGCAGCGCGCGAUGUAAUCCAGCAAUCACUUCACCUAACUUCGCAAAGGGAUCUCCAAGAUUACAGUCGAUGGUUCAUUCCUCGAGGUCAAUUAUUCACUGUGUUGAGCCGCGAGAGGGUCAAAGAGUUUCUGCAAAUACUCCUUGAUCCUGGUGUUUAUACCGAGCCUCUUGUUGACAAAAUCGCCACCUUCAUAAGUCCGAAAAAGGAGGCCUGCGAGUGCGGAGAAUCAUGCUGUACUGGUCUAAGAAUCAUGUUCUCGGCUUUUCUGUCCAUGGCCCGAGAAGACUUGAUCAUUAGUUGUUGGCGAGCCUCGCCCUCUCUUUGCGAUAGCUUGUGGCCGAUCAAUGCGGCAGAUGCGCGCACAGCGCAUCAUUCAGCGAUACAGGAAAUUCUCCGACCUCUCCAUUUGGAAGAGAAAGAUCUUGUAUUUCAGGAACAGUGGCCCAUGAGAUCACCGUACUUUACAAAAAUGUUUCCGUCAGGACACGAAUAUCACCAACGACUUCCAAACGAUGUAAGCCUACCAUGGACAGAAUUAGAGGUCCGGGAAAAGUGGAAUAGACGCCAACGAACCUUUGUACGGAGAAUCAAGAUUCACCAAGAUCACCAUGCGCUAGGAAUGCCAGGAGACAGUUUUGCGCUGAAAGCCUUCGAAAAGGGUCGAAAUUUGAAAUUCGCUGCAGAAAGAUUUAGGAGCGAAAUCGCAUCGAAUCAGAAGGUGACACAUCCAAACGUUGUCGCGUUUCUCACAGCCUUCGAACAUAGAGACGCCUUCUACAUUGUGCUUCCUUGGGCACAGGGUGGAAACCUGCGACAAUUCUGGGACGAGUACUCCCUCGUUGGUGCCCAAGAAGGCAUAAGCUCUUUUGCGCCGCGGUACUCCAUGGACUGGAUGGCAGACCAAUGCUAUAACCUGGCUGAUGCCAUUGCCACCAUUCAUGGCCAUCGCUCCGAGUUGGGAGGGUUUGCUCUUCAGCCUCAGCUACAUCAAGACAUCAAGCCCGAGAAUGUUGUCUGUUUUGCUGAUUUUAUUGGCGGAAGACCAUUAUGCAUCCUAAAGAUAAUCGACUUCGGCUUGGCCUUGCCAGUCGUUGAUGGCUACGUGCGGCGGAACAGCGUCGUCCAAAUCAAGACUUAUCGGCCACCCGAAGAAGCGUUUCCCCACUCAAUGAUAGGUACUUCCUGGGACGUAUGGUGCUUGGGUUGCCUCUAUCUUGAGUUCGCUAUCUGGGCUCUGAACGGAUCAGUUGGGAUCGAUGACUUUCAAGCCGAGCGCCUCAAGCAAGUACACGACGCAUACGACGACGAUGAAUUCCCUCCCGUUCUAGAAGAUACUUUCUUCUCCAUGCGUAGAGUAAAGGACAUUUCAGAUAGGAUGAAGACUACGAGUACCACGUUCGAAGGCGCGAAGAUGGUCCCGGUGCUCAAAGAAUCAGUCACGAUAAAAAUAGAGUCUCUUCUAAAUGACUCUAUGUGCACACAAUUCCUUGCUGCUCUGCUUGAAUUCAUGGAAUCGAAUAUGCUUGUCGCAGAUAGCGGCAACCGAGCUACAUCGGCUGAGGCCCGCGACCUAUUGGCACGAUGGAGAGUCACGGAACAGUAG